UUGAAGCAGACGCCAUUAUAUAAACUUCAUAUUGAAAAAGGUGGUAAAAUGGUUCCUUUUGCUGGCUGGUCUAUGCCAGUACAUUAUGCAAAUCAAGGUAUUCUAUCGGAGCACUUACACACGCGUGAAUAUGCAUCUCUAUUUGAUGUUUCGCAUAUGCUUCAAUUUAGAAUCCUCGGAAAAGAUCGCAUACGUUUUCUCGAAAGCUUGAUUGUUGCCGAUAUAGAGGAGAUGCCAUUUGGUGCCUCAGUUUUAUCCGUAUUCACUAAUGAGAAUGGUGGAAUUAUUGACGAUACAGUUAUUUGUAAACAUGCCGACCACCUUUUUCAAUAUGAAGUUUAUAUAAUGGCGUCUGCUUCAACUGAGCA
This is a messenger RNA of Racocetra persica, 368 nucleotides long. The record is from the annotation of a GenBank genome assembly. NCBI's taxonomy places the organism in Eukaryota, Fungi, Glomeromycota, Glomeromycetes, Diversisporales, Gigasporaceae.